Messenger RNA from Paramecium pentaurelia, 1428 nucleotides. NCBI's taxonomy places the organism in Eukaryota, Ciliophora, Oligohymenophorea, Peniculida, Parameciidae. The record is from the annotation of a GenBank genome assembly.
AUGAAAACCAAUAAUGCAAAUUAGAUAAGAUAAACCCUCAAAUAAACCUUAUUUAAAGGUAAAAAACAUUAAUUUCAAUACAAUGAGAACAUUCAAAUUAAUGAAAUACCAUCAAUAACAUUAUACAAAAAUUUUAAUGAAGUUUAUUGCUACAAGAAUAAGAGUCUUGGUAAUGUAAUUAAGUAUAAUAGGCGAGGGAGCACAUGGGAUUGUAAAAAUAUGUUACAAAAAACUAGAAGGAAAUACAAUUCAGUAUGCAGUAAAAAUAUUUCGUACUGGUGAUCCAGAAAUUAUUAGUACAAUUAAAAAAACCUUUAAGAUUAAUAGAUAACUUAAUGAUUUAUAAUGUGUGAUCAAAGCUAUUGAUCUAUUCAUUAAUGUUACUAAAGAAGAAAUUCAUCUUGUUAUGGAAUUAUGUCCGUAUCCUUCAUUAGACAAACUUAUUUAAUAAAAAAUAUCACUAUCAAUCAAAUAACAAUAAUUACUAAUUUUUGAACUUGCCAAAGCAAUAGAUACUAUUCAUAACAAAUGUGUAUGUCAUAGAGAUCUUAAGCCAGAUAAUAUCUUAGUGUAAAUAACUGAUGAUGAUGCAAAAAUUAAAAUAAUAGAUUUUGGAGUCUCAAAAAAGUUCGUCACCAAAACUAGAAAUUCUACAUUGAAUAUUGAAAUGUGGACAAGAACUGGUUCAUUAUUUUAUUAAGCACCAGAAAUCUUUGCUGGAGGAGGAUACAAUUAAAAAGGUAAUUAUAAAUAAUUAUAUAGUCGAUAUAUGGUCAAUUGGUGUUAUAGUUUAUUAAUUAUUUUGUUAUGAUUUACCAUUUUAAAAUGAUUAAAUUAUAGAUACAAUUGAAAUGAUAUGUGAUCCUAAUUAUAAUGUAGAGAACACUACACAAUUUGAAUCUUUAGACUAAUUACAAUAGGAUUUAUUAAAAAGAUUAUUAAGAAAAGAACCAGAGAAAAGAUUAACAUCCAAAGGUUUGAAAAUAAUAAUUAUUAUUAGAAUUCAUUUUACAUCCUUGGUUAUAUCCUUAUAAUCAAGAGCAUCAUUAAAAUACAAUUUCUUUAUCUUUGAAUUAGGAUAAAUCGAAGAAUUUAUCAAUAUCAGAAGAAUUACUAGGGCUUGAAUAAUUUGAUUAAAAUAUGGUUUUAACAAAAGAGCCAUACUGUUCCAGUACAAUAUUUUUAAGUGUAUAAGAAUAAAGAAAGAAAAUAGAUAAAUUAGAUGAAAUAGGAAAUCAUAUAUAUUUUUAUUCAUCAUCUAAAUAAUUGAAUAGAGAAACAGAUAUGAAAAAUUAUAAUUAUUAAUAGACAAGUGUCAGUUAAAUAGACGAAAUAAAAGACGAAUAUAUUCAAGUGAAUCAUAAAUCUAUAGAUGAUGAUAUUGAAUUAAAUAAUUACAAAACAGUUGGUUCCAUUAUAUUGAAUUGA